UCCCAGCCUCGUGGUUGUUGGCGGGGCGCUCGGCACGGCACAGCGCAGCAUGGAGAGCGCUCGGGACUACGCCGGCGCCCUAGUGCGAUCUCUGGUAUCCAUGGGAACAUCUGUGGGGUCGGUGACAAGAAAGACCCUGUUCCCUCCUCUCUCACCUGCAGCCCGACCCUUCCGUGUAUCAAACCAUGACCGCAGCAGUCGGAAAGGAGUUGUUGCAAGCAGUCUGCAGGAGCUUAUUAGCAAGGCCCUAGAUGCCUUGCUGAUUACUGCUGGACUGAUUACUAUAGUUUUGGAGGAAGAUGGCACAGUUGUGGAUACUGAAGAGUUCUUUCAAUCCCUGGGAGAUAAUACACACUUCAUUCUUCUAGAAAAAGGACAGAAGUGGACGCAAGGAGAAAAUUAUAUCCUCGCUGUACAGCAGACUAAGAAAAUGGGGGUAGCCAAUAUUACUCUGGACCUGUACAAGCUGAAUCCAAAGGAUUUUAUUGGCUGUCUAAACAUUAGAGCUACUUUCUAUGAAAUCUACUCUGUGUCAUAUGACAUCAAAUGUAUGGGAGCCAAGACUGUGCUGCGGAGAAUGCUUCGGCUUAUGUCCCAUGUGGCACAAAUAACUGGGCAGUUUCUUCUCUACACUGGAUCUUAUGUGUUGCAGCUGAUGGGUGAAUAUGAGGAAGAUGGCAUGUGUACAAACUCAAAGGGCUAACAAGCCGUCUCACUUCAGUAUCAGUUGCACCUUUUCACACCAGAUGUUCUCCUGUCCAAUUCUAAAGAUGGCUUCAUGAUCUUAAAUUAAAGUAGAUGAGAAGUUCACGUUAGUGGACAAACAUGAAUCUAACCUUUGUCCUUUGGCACACUAGCAGAUCUUUUACUUGUAAGAUAAUGAUGUGACAAUUGUAAAUAUGAUUGGAGUCUUUAGUCUUUUUAAUGCAGUGAAUAGAAAGAGGUCUAAUGCCUGGGAAUUGGGGAAGGAACUUCUGUCCCCUACACUGAUAUCCAAAAUGAAGAAGUAUACAUGGAAGCAUGAGUCUUUUUGUACCAAGUGGUAGAUACCCAUGCAUGGAUCAAGACUUUGUCUUCUGAGUAAACAACAAUGUUGCACCUUCUGAAUGAAUUUGCUGUGACUUUGAAGUUUCUUUUAUGUCCUCAGUAUUGUUCAGAAGUGUUCACCCCCUUGGUACUCAAAUUCUCAGUUAAAUUGUUUCUCUGUAUCAAUGUAAACUAAUAGGUUUUUUCAGUACCAUAGAAUCUGGUGCAAUGAGUUCUUUAAUUAUUUUAAUCAGAUAAUUAGGUAGUUUUAAGGCUGGCAUACAGAUUUUUGCAUUACAGUGCUAAUAUGUAUAACCAUUGCCCUGUAAGUAUACUGAAACUAUGUCCUUGUGAGUACAGCCGCACAGGUUGAUGCACUACUAACUGUAUGGGCUUCUAAAAUGUGAGUUAAAGCAGCACAAAUGGUCAAGAUUUACAUUUUGAUCACUUACUUAACUUGCAUUUCUCUUAAAUGUGUGGGGUGCAUUUACAAUUUCCAAUCCUGCAUUGAAUAAACUGGCUUAAUGUCU
Molecule: messenger RNA, 1556 nt
Organism: Chelonoidis abingdonii (Abingdon island giant tortoise)
Lineage: Eukaryota; Metazoa; Chordata; Testudines; Testudinidae
Gene: CIDEA
Product: cell death inducing DFFA like effector a
Biological process (GO): lipid storage; regulation of apoptotic process; apoptotic process
Cellular component (GO): lipid droplet
Source: RefSeq, a predicted model, not a curated record